Messenger RNA from Saprolegnia diclina VS20, 324 nucleotides. RefSeq lists its product as hypothetical. The annotation marks the transcript as partial. The record is from RefSeq and is a predicted model, not a curated record. The transcript has a single exon. Lineage: Eukaryota; Oomycota; Saprolegniomycetes; Saprolegniales; Saprolegniaceae.
AUGCCCCGAGGAACGAGUUUGACGCCCAGCGAGCGCGAGAGGAUUCUGGCUUUGAACCAGUCGGGCCUCUCCAACCGGGCGAUCGCCAAGGAGCUCAACCGCUCUCCCAAGGUUGUCAACAGCUUUUUGAAAAGCCCAAACGACUACAACACGGCAAAGCGACCAGGUCGCAAGCCCACGCUCACUCCGGACGCGCUUCGGCAACUCGUCGCGGCGGCGUCCGAAGGCGUUUUCACUGCCCGAGAGCUGCGCGUCGACCAACAAGUUCCCCUCGGAGUUCGCCGCAUCCAGCAGAUCCUCUCGAGCGCCGAGAUCUCUUCGCGC